AUGUCGAGCAGUGCAGAAUGUCAGCACUUCCCUGCAAUCAAGAUGUUAGAUAUCUGUUAUUGCCUUGUUGCUGUUGGCGAUAGUUGUAUGUGCGACUGUAGCCGAACAUUCGUAACUUGGCGCAGCGGAUCCGGUAACGUCAUGCAGCUUAUUUUCCAUCCUUUGAUAGAGCCACAACUCGUCGUGUCGUAUACAAACUCGGUACAUCUUCUGGAUACUUCGCGUCUGUGGGUGACCUUUAAAUCGAACAGUACAAGUCCUGAGGCAUUACUAGAGCUUAAAAGUUCGCGAGCUACGGAUGCGUUUGACUACUAA
Necator americanus (New World hookworm) is the source of this 315-nucleotide messenger RNA. RefSeq lists its product as uncharacterized. The record is from RefSeq and is a predicted model, not a curated record. NCBI's taxonomy places the organism in Eukaryota, Metazoa, Nematoda, Chromadorea, Rhabditida, Ancylostomatidae. The transcript is spliced from 4 exons. The coding region runs from base 1 to 315 and encodes 104 amino acids.